This is a messenger RNA of Aspergillus viridinutans, 327 nucleotides long. RefSeq names its product porphobilinogen deaminase. Gene Ontology annotation, biological process: heme biosynthetic process. Gene Ontology annotation, cellular component: cytoplasm. Lineage: Eukaryota; Fungi; Ascomycota; Eurotiomycetes; Eurotiales; Aspergillaceae. The record is from RefSeq and is a predicted model, not a curated record. Gene Ontology annotation, molecular function: hydroxymethylbilane synthase activity. The transcript is spliced from 2 exons. Bases 1 to 327 code for a protein of 108 amino acids.
AUGCCUGAAACCAUUGGUCCUUCCUCUGCUGACCAGAAAUCCACUCUUGCCUGUCUCGCCGAAAAAUCCCUCAUGAGAACCCUCGAGGGUGGUUGCAGUGUCCCUAUUGGGGUUGAAACAGAGUGGACGCCUUCGGGAGCCUUGAGGAUGAACGCUAUCGUUGUCAGUCUGGACGGCACCCAGAGCGUCGAGGAUACCAUUACUUCAAGAGUCCAGACGGUCGACGAAGCAACCGCGCUCGGAGAGGGACUCGCGGCAAGACUGGUCAAGGCUGGCGCAGGGGAGAUUCUAAAUGACAUCAACGCCAACCGACCCCCCAAGGACUGA